Closterium sp. NIES-67 is the source of this 3008-nucleotide messenger RNA. The record is from the annotation of a GenBank genome assembly. NCBI's taxonomy places the organism in Eukaryota, Viridiplantae, Streptophyta, Zygnematophyceae, Desmidiales, Closteriaceae.
AUAGGUGUCAUGGCACGGUGGGGUUUUGGGACGGGGAUUCUGCCACAGAAAUAAAGCUACGGUAGAAUUCCGACGACAAUUGUGUAGGCGUUUUACCAGUGGAAGCGAGUUGUUUGGACAAGCUCAUUUGCGAACCCAUUUCCGUUCUUUCGGCUUGCGACGUUCUUGCUGUAACGUCCAUAGAGCAUGCUGCAGCUCGUUCGCGGCUCGCGCGGUCGCGGGUUGGCCGUGCGACGGGGCGUGCGAGAGGGCGAGGUGCUGCUGGACGAGGCGCCCCUGCUGCUAUACGUCGACGACGACGCGUGCGGCGACUACUGCUCGCACUGCCUGCGGUGCCUCCCCGCCACCAGCCCCACAGAUACCGCCGCCUCGCCCGCCCCCUCCGCUUCCCCCCUUCCCCCCGCCACCCCAAUCUGCUGCGCUCACUGCAAAAUCUGUUCCUUCUGCUCCCCCGCCUGCCUCGACCAAUCACAGUCCGCCACGCACACUCCCUCUCACUGCCGCGCUCUUUCCCGCCUCCCGCCUCGCUCCGCCACGUCAGCUUCCGAUGGUGACCCAUCCGCGCCACAGCCAAUCGAAGGGGAGGGGUCAGGUGACACGUCAGCAGGAGGUGGCCCUAACAGCGAAGCAGCGCUGCUGACUGGCGAGGACAGGACAGCUGUCCGCUUCCUAUUGGCUGCAUACGACCUCCUGGUGCACCCCCGCGCGCUUCCCCCACUGGCGGAGGCAGUAUGGGGGGAGGAAUUGGCGGAGAGAGCUGGGGGAACGGGAGCAAGGGGGGAGGACGGGAGAGGAGACGAGAAGGGAGGGGAGGGAGAGGGAGGGGCCGGGAGGAGGGUGUGGAAUGACUGCUUUCAGCUGCUGCUGGCGCUUGAUGGUGGGAAUGAGAGGGAGGGGGGGAGAGAAGGAGAUGGGGAGAGGGAGCGAGGCAAGGAGGCAAACAAGGCAUCCUCUGCCGCCGCUGCUGUUGGUGCUGCUGGCAGCAGCAGCGGUAAGAAAGAGGUGGUUGACGCGGAAGUCAAUCCCGAGAGCAAGGACGAGCUGAGAGCACGUGCAAGGCGGCUGCACGAAGCGGUGCUGAGGGCGACGCACGACUGGGCGUGGCGUGCUUGUUCCAAGGAGGGCUCCACUGCGGGCUCAGAGGCGGGCUCCACUACCGCUCCCUCGUGGGAGGUCACAUUGGCCCUGCUGGUGCGAGACGCGCGCAACAGCUUUGGCGUGAUGGCGCCGUUCAGGCCGGGGGGGGAGAGGGCGGUGCGGGGGUACGCGGUGUACGGCGCUGCUUCGCUGGCCAACCACUCCUGCUACCCCAACGCUUGCAGGUUUGACUACUUCGACUCUGCACCUCCUGCCACAACCACCACCUCUUCUGCCCCCACCAGCACCACGGGUGCUUGUUUCAGCAGCAGCACGCACCUGCAGCUGCGGGCAAUGCGGGACCUGCAGCGAGGCGAGGAGGUGGUGGUGUCGUACUUCCCCCUGGGGUGGCGCCUGGGGGAGAGGCGCACGCGAGUGAGGGAGGCGUACGGUUUCGAGUGUGAGUGUGAGCGGUGUGAGCUGGAGGGGCGGAUGGGGGCCGAUGAGAGUGAGGAUGAGGAAGAGGAGGAAGAGGAGGGGAAGGAUGCAGAGGAGGAUGAGGAGGAGGAGGCAGAGGAGGAUGAGGAGGAGGAGGCAGAGGAGGAGGAAGAAGAGCCAGAUGAGGAAGAGGGUGGGGGAGGGGAUGGAGAAAAAGUCAUUAAAGAAGAUGGAAAAGGCGCAGGAAAGGGGGUAGCACAUGCCAAGGGCAAAGGGAAAGCAGCAGUGCAGGAGGAUGCUGACGAGGUGGAUGGUGGUGGUGAUGGUUACAGUGACGGGGAUGGGGAUGGGCAGACUGCUGACGUGUCAGAUGCUGAGCUGGCGCAUGCGCUGUUCUUUAUGAAGCAUCUGUGUGCAGUGGAGGGUUGUGGCGGCACCAUGGCAGCACAGCCGGGGACUUGGGUGGGAGGGGGAGGGGGAGGGGGAGGGGGUGAGGCUGGAGGGGAAUAUGAGAUGGCGGAUGACAUGGAGUGCAACAUGUGUGGUGCGAUGCAGUCACGGCAUGAGCUGCUGAGCGCCUUGUGCUCGUAGAGGUUGUUCCCCUCGCCACAGGAUGCGAGUCAAGGAAGUGCAUCCAGGCAAGCAGGGCAGCCCGCCCAGCAAUCCCCCGUGGCAGCACGAGCCGCCGCUGCCGCAGCAGCACCAGCUCUGCCCCUGCCAUCCCCUCUCCGACUCACGGCCUGCUGCCUCGACCUCGUCCCCACCAUCGCCCAUCCUCCCCACCCCCACGCCUUUGCUUCCAACGUUCCUGCCUGCCCCUCCUCCCCCUCCACCUCUCCUUGAUGAGCCCAACUUCCAGGCCACUGCUGCCCCGGCUUCUCCAGUGGUGGUGCUGCUCUGUGUGGGUCUCAAAUCCGUGUUCCAGCAGCAGCCACAGCAGGCGCAUUGGGUUGCAGGGGGGUAUGGAGGCAUGGGAGCGGGCAUGGGAGGUGGUAUGGGUGGUGGCACAGGUGGUGGUAUGGGUGGGGGGUAUGGUACAAGGUGCAGCUGUGCCGGAAGGGCUCAAUCAGCCUGCUUCCCAGCCUGUUGUGCCAGCAGUACUAGCAGCAGCAGCAGCAGCAGCUGAGAUCAGGGGGAACUGCCCUGAGUCCGCAGCAGCAGGCAGUGCUCACUGAUGGUAACCCACUGCCUCUCAGCCUCUCACGGCAGGGAAGUGGGGGUCCUCAGGCAUUCGGAUGGGUGCAGGUUGGGCACAAGCACUUAUGGGCCAAACCCCACUUACCGGUACCAUCAACAGCAGCAGUAGCAGAGGGAGGGGAGAAGCCAGGUGUUGAGAGGCACAGGAAUGUGGUAUGUACGGUGCUCCAAAAUCGUGCAUUGUCAAUGCAAGUUAUAUCCUGAGUUUUCAAGAGAUUGUUGGGUUCUAUAGAUAAUAUCAUAGUGUAUGCGUUUUGGGUAAUUCUUUUGCAGUGUUUGGAGCAUUAUUGGCAUCC